ACCAUGUGGUCCAACAACAGCGCUGCUCCCUUCUUGCUGAGUGGCUUCUUAGGCUCAGAAACAAUCCACCACUGGAUCUCUCUUCCCUUCUUUAUCAUUUACCUCUCCAUCCUUUUUGGCAAUGGCACACUGCUCUUCCUUAUUUGGAAUGACCACAGUCUUCAUGAGCCCAUGUACUACUUCCUGGUUAUGCUGGCAGGUACUGACCUUGGGAUGACAUUGACUACAAUGCCCACAGUCCUGGGUGUCCUGUUGCUGGACCACAGGGAAAUUGCCCAGGGUGCCUGUUUCACUCAAUCCUACUUCAUUCACACACUGGCUAUUGUAGAAUCAGGUAUCUUGCUUGCCAUGGCCUACGACCGUUUCCUUGCCAUAAGCACCCCUCUGAGGUACAACUCCAUUCUUACCAAUUCCCAGGUGAUGAAGAUAGGACUGGGGGUACUAAUGAGGGGCUUGGUGUCCAUUGUACCCCCAAUUCUGCCACUCUAUUGGUUUCCAUAUUGCCGUUCCCAUGUUCUUUCCCAUGCCUUUUGCCUCCACCAAGACAUCAUGAAACUUGCCUGUGCUGACAUUACAUUUAACCGUGUAUACCCAGUUAUUCUGGUUGCUUUGACUUUCUUCCUAGAUGCUCUAAUGAUCCUCUUCUCUUAUAUCCUAAUCUUUAAGAUGGUGAUGGACAUUGCCUCUGGAGAGGAGAGAGCUAAGGCCCUCAACACGUGUGUCUCCCAUAUCAGCUGUGUCCUAGUCUUUUACAUCACUGUGAUUGGCCUGACUUUCAUCCACAGGUUUGGGAAGCAUGCACCACAUGUGGUCCACAUUACCAUGAGCUACGUCUACUUUCUCUUUCCUCCAUUCAUGAACCCCCUUAUAUACAGCAUCAAGACCAAGCAGAUUCAGAGAAGCAUUGUUCGCCUACUUUCUGAGCACAGUAGGGCUUGA
This is a messenger RNA of Hippopotamus amphibius kiboko, 939 nucleotides long. RefSeq names its product olfactory receptor 51B4. NCBI's taxonomy places the organism in Eukaryota, Metazoa, Chordata, Mammalia, Artiodactyla, Hippopotamidae. The record is from RefSeq and is a predicted model, not a curated record. Gene Ontology annotation, cellular component: membrane. The transcript has a single exon. Gene Ontology annotation, molecular function: olfactory receptor activity; G protein-coupled receptor activity. Bases 4 to 939 code for a protein of 311 amino acids. Gene Ontology annotation, biological process: G protein-coupled receptor signaling pathway.